Messenger RNA from Raphanus sativus (radish), 1273 nucleotides. RefSeq lists its product as uncharacterized. Gene Ontology annotation, molecular function: acyltransferase activity, transferring groups other than amino-acyl groups. The record is from RefSeq and is a predicted model, not a curated record. The coding region runs from base 9 to 1079 and encodes 356 amino acids. The transcript has 2 exons. Lineage: Eukaryota; Viridiplantae; Streptophyta; Magnoliopsida; Brassicales; Brassicaceae.
AGCCAAAUAUGGAAACCACACUGAAAAAGUCGAUGAUCGCUGGAUUACAGACAGUCCCGCCGGUGGAAGUCACGAAACACCGUAGAGUCCGCUCCAUAUCCGUUGGAGAUCCCUUGGGAUCAGGAAUAUUCCAGCGAACAUUAAACAUAGUCACGUAUUACAAGCAUGCAGGUGAUUGUGGUGACAGAGGGUGGUUAGUGGCGGGGUGGAUGAGGGAGUCAUUAGGGAGAUCCUUGACUGAGCAUCCGAUGAUUGCUGGUAGACUGCGGUGGAGGAGGAAGACAACAACGGCGGAUGAAGAUGGUCUGGAGGUGGUGGCUAAUGACUGUGGCGUUAGGCUCGUUGAGGCUAGGUUCCCAGCGAGUUUGCCGGAAUUUUUUGAAAUGGUGAAAAGAGACAAAAGCAGAGCUGAAGCAGAGACUGUCUUCUGGACAGACAUUGAUGAAGUUGAUCCUCGAUUCUCUCCAUUGUUUUAUGUUCAGGUGACGAGUUUUGAGAGUGGUGGAUACUCAAUUGGGAUAAGCUGCAGCAUCCUAUUAGCUGAUAUCCUCCUUGAGACAGACUUCUUGACCAAAUGGGCUCAAAUCCAAAGCUCUUUAGCUCAUUCACAGACCACACUCAAUCCACUCUUCUACCUCCCAUCGAACAAAAGAAUCAAUUUCCUCACUGAACUGUCUUCGUCAGCCUCGGUUCUCGACCGCGGUGAUCCCUUUAAUUUCCUGUGUAAAACAUGCUCGAAAAUGUCACUAGUCUGCAUGAAAAAAACAUUUGCUAACCGAGAAACAGCUAGGGCGAAUGUAUUCUUGUUCGUCAAGCAACAAGGUGGUGAUGAAAAUGGUACCAAGGUAGAGAUACACACUAGAGAUGAAGCGUUUAGCGAUUGCGAUUGUGGUGACGAUUUAGAGGAGGUGAGAGAUGUUGGAGUACUUGAUGUGAAUUUAGCGUUCGAUGACAAAUUUGAAGGAAGUUCAUGUUGGAUUGGUUCCAUCUCAAACGGGCUUGUGUUUGGCGUCCCGUCUACUUUUGGUGGUGAUACCAAGUCGCUUGCCAAAUUUAUUGUUGCAUUGCCAGAAGAAUGAUUCAUUCAGAUCAAUGGCAAUAUGGCAUUACUAUCUUAUUGUAUGGUUUUCUAAGAAGAAAUUAUUGUUCAGUUUUGUGUAAUCAUGUGAUUAUGCAUUCUGCAGAUUUUUUUUUUAGUUUGUCAUAUUAAAAUAUAUACAAUAUUAGAACCUUUGAGGUGAAUUUUUUUAAAUAUACAACUCUUUUCCAUCAA